AUGGUAAAUGUGAUUCCUACAGAAGACUCUGAUAGACUUGAACUUUCAGGGAACUAUUUAAUGACUGUUCGGAAAGAGUAUCUAUGCCUUCAUAGUGCAAAAACAGGAGAAAGGGUUUUUCAGUGGGAGUUGGACCACCUUCCAAGAUUUUAGCCUGAGAUCAUGCCCUCUCCCUAUUAUCCCUUUAUGUCUCUCACGGGAAGAUGGCAUGAUACAUUUGUUUGUCGGAUCACAUGUAAAAAAGCCAGAAUCUGGACUUUUUUCUGAUUGGAUAGGAAACAAUACGGAUGAUUUGCGCCGUUCCGAUUGGCCAAAAUGCCGCCAUCCGUUAGUUGUUGUUGAUUUCAGUCUGCAUUUUUGCUUGCGUAAUGAGCAGUGAAUACGCACGCGAGUUCGUUAUGAAAUUUCUGCCGACUGAGUUUUCUUGAAUUUGAAGGAUGCCUAAAUAGAAAUUUCGUCCAUUGAAAUAUUUUCCAUCUCAUCGUAUACUUAAAAUUCACCGAUCAUUUGAAUGCAAUUUGAUACCGGCUACAAGUUACAGAAGCGACAAACGGGUUCACUUUUCAAAUAAUUCAUGAAUGGAAUCUUGACCUGGUUUGACUGUAAUUCGUCCUUCACAAACCUGCGAAUUAUUCUGAGCGAUCUUCGUUUUCACAACACCUUUCAGGUGCUUUAGCCUAUUUUUUUUUUCCACUGCUUUCGGUACAGUACGAAGUCAACGAGCUUUAACCAGUAAUUAUAAAGUCUUAUUAUUUGUAGCUGUUAAAAAGGUACGGCAGCUCCAGCUAGCAGUAUUUCAUCACAAAAACAACACAUUUAAAUUUUGUUUUUAGGAAGCGCCAUCUGAACAUGGACAUACUUUUAAAAAAAUUUUCUGUUCCCUAGCUAAAAUUGAUUUCAAAAGAGACAUUAUUCGCGCCAAAUUUGAUUCCCUUAUGGUAAACGCUUAUUGGCUAAUAACAUGACAGGUCAAGUAGACGUUAGAUUAUGUAAAUUAGGGGGCGGUUAACGGCUUGUUAAAUAAAUGUAUCAGGCGUUAUUUUUUUCCCCUCGAGCCAAAGAAGCAAAGAAGCAAAAAAUAAAAAAAAUAACGCCUGAUCUCAGGUUACCAAGAUUUCGACUUCAAAGACUUUCACAUUUGCAGGACUUAGACAAAGUGUUGACAUUUCAAGCGGCAAGGUGAGGGUUAAUUUUCCCAUUAAGCAGCUGAACAAGGGCUUAAGAAUACCAGAAGAUCAGUAAUUGCUAAAAGUUCCCUAUUCCCUCUUUUCUCAGGGAUGUUAAAGCAACUGUGUUGCCUCACCUCGUGGAGAAAAAUUUCACUUGUGCUUCUUUUUUGCACUCAUUUUAAUAGACUGCUUAGGAAAAUAAGGGUCCACUGCUCACUCGCAGUCCUUAUACUAGUACAAAAAAAAUUUUAAAGUAUGUCUCUGCUAAAGAUGUCCCUAGUGGUGAGAAGCAAGGAGAGACAGCUGUAUUUGUUCACCAAAAAAAUUCCAUUGUGCAAUUUGACACACCACUCACAGUCACCCAGUCUAAAGAGCGACCAGGCUAACUAAGGGUGGCAGCCCAUUCAAGUACAUUUACCACUUUAGAAACGAGAGGAAACUGGGUCGAGUUAUCUUUCACAAAGACCUCUGGGACAUGCUACUAGGGACAGGGAAACAAUUGGCCAAUAGCUGACCGGUGCAUCCCCAGUAACCAUCCCAGAAGUCUUUGCAAAAGCUAAAUUGGUGCAGUUUCGUAACUGGUGUCCACAGGGGAUCCUCAACUAGUUUGUUUGUGUUUAUUUUUAUUUGCUGAUGGCUUUAUCGAGGAACAUCUCCUUUGCUUAUAUUUUCAGAGGCUGCAAGGCUGGCGAGGGAGAAUUUCAAUUCUUGACCCAGCGAGGAAGGGAAAUUCUGGAAUGUGUAAAACUACAGACUCAAAAACUAGCGAGCAUACGGACUCAUCAACACGAAAGACUAAGAAGACCUUCUUUAGACUCUGUUCCAUGCACAAGGUCGUCGGAAAAUGAGACUGCCGACAGUCUUACUAGUACUUCAUUUUCUUGA
Porites evermanni is the source of this 2054-nucleotide messenger RNA. The record is from the annotation of a GenBank genome assembly. NCBI's taxonomy places the organism in Eukaryota, Metazoa, Cnidaria, Anthozoa, Scleractinia, Poritidae.